Paramacrobiotus metropolitanus is the source of this 1243-nucleotide messenger RNA. RefSeq names its product survival of motor neuron-related-splicing factor 30-like. The record is from RefSeq and is a predicted model, not a curated record. Gene Ontology annotation, cellular component: nucleus; cytoplasm. NCBI's taxonomy places the organism in Eukaryota, Metazoa, Tardigrada, Eutardigrada, Parachela, Macrobiotidae. The coding region runs from base 185 to 979 and encodes 264 amino acids. Gene Ontology annotation, molecular function: RNA binding. The transcript has 6 exons. Gene Ontology annotation, biological process: mRNA processing.
GAAGUUUGUGUUCUCACACGGUGUACAGUACAUGCUCAUUUUUUAAAAAUCUGCGUGAAGAAUUGAUAAACUUAUAACGUUUUUGGUUAAUUUAAGGAAGCUACAGUUCCAGCCCUCAGUUUCUGAUUUCCGACCAGGACAAGAUCGUUUCCUGAUACAUAGCCUAAUCAAAUCGUCCAUCAAUAUGGCAGGCGCUGAACAAGACUUGCCUACAACUCUGUCGAGUUACAAACUCCAGCUGCGUCAGGUGGAAGCAGCGCUCACGCAGCAACCAGACAAUCCCGAGUUCCUGGCUCUUCAGCAAAAUCUACGCGAAGUCAUUGAUCUGACGCUGGAAUUGAUAGCUCAGGUUCGCACUAAUGCUCCCGCUAAUGCUGAUGAUAGUAAAGAAACUCUUUCUGAUUGGAACGAAGGCGAUGCCUGCGUGGCUUUAUGGUCGGAGGAUGGCGAGUUCUACGAUGCAGUUAUCAAACAGAUUUCGGAUGAUGGACACUGUGUGGUGGAGUUUAGGGAUCUCAAUACGACAGAUAACACUCCGAUAUCGACGCUCCAGAAGCCCGGAGCUGUACAGACUAAAAAGCCAAGUCGUCCCACAGAAUUUCAGUAUGAAGAUGUUCCUUCCACUAGUGUCGCCAUGGAACAGCGGUUGGCCUCCAAAAACAAACGCGAUCAGCUGAAAGCGCAGAUUGAAGCCAAAAAGAAAAAGCGUCAAAAGUAUAACGACAAAAUGAAAGAGAUCGAAGAAGUUAGAGAAAAAGAAGCCAGCAAAUGGAAAAACUUUCAGACUAAGACUACCAGAAAGCAGUACGCCGGUGUGACAAAGAAGAGCAUUUUCGCCACCUCUGAGCAGGCGCAAGGACGCGUUGGAGUGGGUACAUGUGGAAUUAGUGGGAAACCAAUGACGAAGGAUGCUGCACCAGCUAUAGGGAAAACGUUGGUAACGAAAAAAUCCACCCUUUACAAUCCACGAACAAACUAAGUCUUAAUGGUUGUGUUUAUUGUUCCGGCUGUUGCAAGCAGCUAUGUAUACAGUUUCGCUGUUGGAAAUUCGUUAUUAGUUGGGACUUCGGGAGGUAAUACGAAAAUGUUUAGUCGAUGACACUUAUUUCAUUCGGAUUUUCUUUGAAUCGUCCAGAUUUGUUUCGUACUUACGAUAAGUACAGAUCUUGCAUGGUUUGAGUUUGGAUAUCGUCUGAACUCGGAAGUAGUGUUGAAAUCAAAAGAGAAUACUUGUUUGACAAAA